Talaromyces marneffei is the source of this 2934-nucleotide messenger RNA. RefSeq lists its product as uncharacterized. The record is from RefSeq and is a predicted model, not a curated record. Lineage: Eukaryota; Fungi; Ascomycota; Eurotiomycetes; Eurotiales; Trichocomaceae. The coding region runs from base 1 to 2934 and encodes 977 amino acids. The transcript is spliced from 4 exons. Gene Ontology annotation, biological process: nucleoside metabolic process. Gene Ontology annotation, molecular function: protein binding; catalytic activity.
AUGCUAGAUGACGUUCAUGAAUCCCUUCCAAGGAACCCAGAUGAUACAAAUAGCUACGUGCUGGGAAGUAUUAAGAGGCGAAACAUCGUCAUUUCCUGUUUACCAGCAGGCCAGUACGGAAUAGUCAAUGCAGCAACCGUCGCAACGAACCUAAAACGAACCUUUCCGAAAAUAUUAAUGACCUUGAUGGUUGGGAUUGGCGGGGGCGUGCCAAGCAAGGGGGAUAUACGCUUAGGCGAUGUGGUUGUUGGAACAAGAAUAAUGCAGUACGAUCUUGGGAAGAUUGUCGCAGAUGGAAAGUUCGAGCGAACAGCUGUUCCCAAAGUCCAGUCUCCAUUGCUGGGGACAGCUCUGAACCAUCUCCGAGCGAAACACGAACUAAAUGCCAGUCGAAUCCCAUCCAUUCUACAGCAAAAGCUAGAACGUUACAUUGAUCAAAGGUUAUACCCCGGAGUAUACGACCCCCCCGGCACCAUAAAGAUCCAUUACGGUGCGAUUGCUUCAGGAAACCAAGUUAUGAAGCACGGCAUCACCCGAGACAAUGUUGCUCGAGAACUAGAUAUUAUAUGUUUUGAAAUGGAAGCCGCAGGCACUAUGGAUAUAAUCCCAUGCCUCCCAGUUCGUGGGAUCUGUGACUACUCAGAUUCCCAUAAGAACGAAGAAUGGCAAAGAUAUGCGGCAGCGACCGCGGCUGCAUAUGCAAGGGAAUUGAUUGAGGAGCUACCUGUGAUUCAAGAGCAACCAGUAGUUGCUUAUUUAACUAGCCCUGAUCGGAAUAGACCUGAGAAUCGCCGCCAGCUGCUGAUGAAGUCCCUUGGAUUCAAACAAAUGGAUUCUCGUAGGAUCAAUAUCAAUGACAAUUACAAGAAAACAUGUCAAUGGCUUCUUAACCAUCCCGGCUAUAAAGCAUGGCUUGAUUCCACAAGAUUUAUACAACACCAUGGAUUUUUGUGGAUCAGUGGCAAGCCUGGUGCGGGUAAGUCGACCAUCAUGAAGUUUGCAUACUCCAAUAUGAAAAGAGCAUGUCGUGCCGAUGUCAAAACUGCUUCCUUUUUUAAUGCUCGGGGUGGAUCCCUGGAGAGGUCAACCUCAGGGAUGUAUCGAUCACUAUUGCUCCAACUGCUUGAAGAGUACCGCGACCUCCAAACAGUGUUGGAUAAUCCUGAUAUACUCCCCCAGAAUCAAGAGGACUGUCCUCCUCUAAACAUUCUCAAGGAUCUGUUUCGUGACGCAAUCUCCGUCCUUGGUCAACGCCGGUUUACCUGUUUCGUUGAUGCUCUUGAUGAGUGUGAUGAACAGCAAGUUAUGGACAUGGUUGAAUUCUUUGAAGAUUUAGGGGAACAGGCCAAAGACCAUAAUAUCCAGUUCAGGAUCUGUUUCUCAAGUCGACAUUAUCCAUACGUGGUCCUUAAACAUGGAAUAAGAUUUACACUGGAGGAUCAGCCAGGCCACGCAGAAGACUUAGCGAUCUAUAUUACAAACCGCCUCAGGAUCAAUGAUCAAUCUCUUAUUGAGGAUUUGCUUCCUGAACUUUUACGCAAAGCGGCUGGCGUCUUUAUACUUGCAGAAAUACCCAGCGAUCUAAGCAAGUUGUUUAAAGACCUUUUAACACGUGAUACUAAAGAUAUGGAUUCUCUCCUACUUUGUAUCCGCUGGAUUCUUUUCGCAGAGCGGCCAUUGCAACCAGAGGAGUUUCGUCAUGCUCUCUGGUCUGGUUUAUCAUUGAGUAAACUGGUUGAUAGCCAAAUACCAGCUGCCACCCGUGAUAAAAAUAGUCUCGACAAAGUUGUCAUCAGUUACUCAAAAGGACUCGCUGAAAUCACAAAAUCCCAACACCCCACAGUUCAAUUUAUCCACGAAUCGGUUCGAGACUUCCUUCUCAAAGAUAAUGGUUUACAUGAACUAUGGCCUGGAAUGGAAACCGACUGGGAGAUCUCAAGUCAUGAGAAUCUCAAACAAUGCUGCAUAUCCUAUUUGAAUCAGCCCUCGGUGUCCACUUCCAUUGAAAGUUUACCUCCAGGACCAAAUUCCAACGCACGAGAAAAUAUUUCAACUAAAUUCCCGUUUUUAAAGUAUGCAACUCAGAGCAUUCUCUACCAUGCUAAUGCUGCAGCUGAGGUGGUUGUACAGAAUGAGUUUCUUUCCGAAUUUCCGAUCGUGAGCUGGAUCAAGAUGAACAAUCACUUUGAGAAGCACACGAUUCGUGAAUAUACCUUAGCUGCAAGUCUUCUCUACAUCCUUGCGGACAAAGGAUAUCCCAAUCUCGUCCGUACAUGGCUUAAAGAUCAUUCGCAAUGGCAAAUUCCUAUACAUCGAGAGCGAUAUCGCUACCCACUAUUUGCCGCUUUGGCGAGCGGUAACAACGAAACUGUGGCUGCUCUUUUGAACACGGCUUCAAGCAUGAUGAAUGGGACAGAUAUUACAGAGGGCUUGAAAAAUAGGAAAGACCUAAAGGAGUAUAAGAAUAGAACGCCACUAUCUUGGGCUGCUCAGGAAGGUCGGUUGGACAUUGUAACGCUUCUACUUGAGACAGGGUUGGUAAUCGAUGAGUCGGAUGGUGGAGGGCGGACAGGACUUUCACGGGCUGCCGAGAACGGUCAUGAGGCUGUGGCAAAGCUUCUUAUCGAGAAAGGAGCUAAUAUCAAUAUUAGUGAUGGGUCUAGAUCUACAGCACUGCAUCAUGCUUUACAAAACAGACAUGAGGCCAUGGCAAGGCUUCUCAUCGAGAAAGGAGCUGAUAUCAACAUUAUUGAUGAGUCUAGAUCUACAGCACUUCAUUAUGCCUUAGGGAAUGGUUAUGAGGCCGUGGCAAGACUUCUUAUCGAGAAAGGAGCCGAUGUCAAUAUGAGUGAUGAGUCUAGAUCUACAGCACUUCAUCAUGCCUCACAGAAUGGUUAUGAGGCAGUAGUAAGACUUCUUAGUGAAAGAAGCUGA